GUGUAUCUCAAUUCAUCUUGGUCAAGCCGGUGUCCAGAUUGGUAAUGCUUGCUGGGAACUCUACUGUCUAGAGCACGGUAUCCAGCCUGAUGGACAGAUGCCUUCUGACAAGACCAUCGGAGGUGGUGAUGACUCGUUCAACACGUUCUUCAGUGAGACUGGAGCCGGAAAACACGUUCCUCGAGCUGUGUUCCUUGACUUGGAGCCAACUGUUGUUGAUGAAGUGAGGACUGGAACCUACAGACAGCUCUUCCAUCCUGAGCAGCUCAUUACAGGAAAGGAAGAUGCAGCAAACAACUACGCUCGAGGCCACUACACCGUUGGAAAAGAAAUUGUUGACCUUUGCCUUGACAGAAUCAGGAAGCUGGCUGAUCAGUGCACUGGUCUCCAAGGAUUCCUUGUCUUCCACUCUUUCGGUGGAGGCACUGGAUCUGGGUUCACCUCCCUCCUCCUGGAGAGACUCAGUGUAGACUACGGCAAGAAGAGCAAACUUGAGUUUGCUAUCUACCCUGCUCCCCAGAUUUCGACGGCUGUGGUUGAACCAUACAACUCUAUCCUGACCACUCACACCACCCUCGAGCACUCAGACUGUGCCUUCAUGGUCGACAACGAGGCCAUUUACGACGUCUGCCGGCGUAACCUUGACAUUGAGCGACCAACUUACACCAACUUGAACAGACUGAUGGGACAGAUUGUCUCCUCCAUCACUGCUUCUCUCCGAUUUGACGGUGCUCUGAAUGUUGAUCUAACUGAGUUCCAGACCAACUUGGUGCCCUACCCCAGGAUCCACUUCCCUCUGGCCACUUAUGCUCCAGUAAUCUCAGCUGAGAAGGCUUACCACGAGCAGCUUUCUGUUUCAGAGAUCACCAACGCCUGCUUCGAGCCUGCUAACCAGAUGGUAAAAUGUGACCCUAGACACGGCAAAUAUAUGGCUUGCUGUCUUCUCUUCCGGGGAGAUGUUGUCCCAAAAGAUGUCAACGCUGCUAUUGCCACCAUCAAGACCAAGAGAACCAUCCAGUUCGUCGACUGGUGUCCCACCGGGUUCAAAGUUGGCAUCAACUACCAGCCACCAACUGUUGUUCCUGGAGGAGAUCUGGCUAAGGUCCAGAGAGCAGUGUGCAUGUUGUCUAACACCACUGCCAUCGCUGAGGCCUGGGCUCGUCUAGACCACAAGUUCGAUCUGAUGUACGCCAAGAGAGCCUUUGUCCACUGGUACGUAGGAGAGGGUAUGGAGGAGGGAGAGUUCUCCGAAGCUAGAGAGGAUCUAGCUGCUCUGGAGAAGGAUUACGAGGAGGUUGGUAUCGACUCUGUUGAUGGCGAGGGAGAGGAGGAGGAUGAAGAAUAUUAGACCAAAUAGAGUUGGACUGUAUGGCUGUGCUAUAAUAUGAUCUCAUAAUGAAGUGUUUAUUUUUAAGACUACUCGAAAUCAUUAGAUUUUGGAAUUGGAGCUGUUUUAUUUACUUAUAAUAUGUAUUCUGUAUCAGUAUAUUGUAAAGUUUACAAAGAUUUGUUUAUUUAUUGUAUAAUUUUCCCGCUAGC
This is a messenger RNA of Bolinopsis microptera, 1539 nucleotides long. Its product is annotated as tubulin alpha-1A chain-like. Gene Ontology annotation, molecular function: structural constituent of cytoskeleton; GTP binding. The record is from RefSeq and is a predicted model, not a curated record. Gene Ontology annotation, cellular component: cytoplasm; microtubule. The coding region runs from base 98 to 1348 and encodes 416 amino acids. The transcript is spliced from 4 exons. Lineage: Eukaryota; Metazoa; Ctenophora; Tentaculata; Lobata; Bolinopsidae. Gene Ontology annotation, biological process: microtubule cytoskeleton organization; mitotic cell cycle.